Messenger RNA from Cucurbita pepo subsp. pepo (vegetable marrow), 1182 nucleotides. RefSeq names its product reticulon-like protein B16. The record is from RefSeq and is a predicted model, not a curated record. Lineage: Eukaryota; Viridiplantae; Streptophyta; Magnoliopsida; Cucurbitales; Cucurbitaceae. Gene Ontology annotation, biological process: response to bacterium.
GUUGGUUGAUAAAAUUCAUUUCCAGGGCAUGAAGAAAGAGGAAGGCUUAGAGCUUGGAAAUUAAAAAUUCUUCAAUUGCGUGAAACCGUUUCUAGCUUUGGCUUGGGAACUCUCGAUCAUAUAGAAAUCUCAAGAACGUUUCGAGCUGCAAUUUUGACUCUGAAACGUUCCUCACCAGAAUUCAGGCUGGCCAGAGCAAUUCGGAAGUGCAAUGGUAGAUAAUUCCGGUAGCGCCGGUACUGUAGAAGGCGACGGCAAAGAUAUAGCCUGCAUUUCAUGUGACCGGCAAGUUUCACUCCACCAGUCUAUGGGUGGCGGCAAAGCGGCUGAUGUUCUACUGUGGAAACAGCGGCAUGUUUCUUUCGGCAUUGUUGUCGUUGCGACCGUGUUUUGGCUUCUUAUUGAGCACUCUGGGAUGCCAUUGCUAACAAUAAGUUCAGAUGUCCUGCUGGUUUUGGUUGUCCUAUUGUUUCUUCGUGCCAACUUCGCUGCGCUUCGUCACAAGCCAAUUCAAACAUUACCACAGCUAGUAUUGUCAGAGGAAUUUGUCGAUAGCGUUGCAGCAUCAUUUCGGGGGAAAAUCAACAAUGCAUUACUUAUGGCUCAUGACAUCACACUUGGGAAUGAUUUUAAACGCUUUUUCAGGGUGGUGAUUUGUUUGUGGCUUCUAUCCGUCCUUGGUAGCUACCUUUCUUUCUUCACCUUUGCAUAUAUCGGAACAAUCAUCUCAAUAACUGUCCCCGCCUUGUACAACAAAUACAAUAAACACGUCGAUAGAUAUUUUGGAAUGAUCUUCCAAGAGUUUAGAAAGCAUUACAAAGUGAUGGAUGAGAGUGUUUUCAGCAGACUCCCUGGUAGUUUUUCUAAGGAUAAGGAUCAAUGAAAAAUGCCGACUAUAAUUUUCUCAAGUUGUACUAAACCACAGGAAAAUUGUAACACUGUUUCAUCCCAAAUGAAUGCCUGGCUAACUGGACUCUUGAAGGCUAUUACUCGGCCGUGUAUUCCUAGGUUUAAUGAUUUGAACCACCCGGAUCAAAUAUCACAGAUUCUUGUUCUUAGUUGCUACAGAAAAAGACGAGGGUUGGUUUGUUUAUCCAUUUCCACUUUGUCAAAUAUGGAUCAGCCCACAGAGAAAGGCCCAUUGUUGAAUGCCAAACAAAUAUGGAUCAUUCAUAUUUGGUA